AUGUCGGGGUGCCGAAACUUGUCCGGCGCCUUUCCGGCGACCGACGGGUCCGGGUGCCAGGAGGCGCGCGGGCCGCGCGUCUCCAUGGACGAGUCGCCGGGCGCGCGGCCCUGCAGGCCGAUCCGGCGCAUGGGGGCCUCGCUGGACGGAUCGGCGCUCUGCGGCACACCGCGGGGGAUUGGGCGGCUGAGCGCGCGGCUGCCGCGUGUUGCCGCCAGCCCUCGGGCGGCCCCCUCGCCGCGGCUGUCGCGCGAGCUGACCCGGCCGGCCGAGCUGGAUGCUGCGAUCGUGGAGGAAGCCAGCCGCCUUGGGGAGAUCCCGCUGCGCCAAAUCAUGGAGGUGCCGAGGAGGGCCAUGGGCCGGGGCAAUGCGGCGGGCAAGGAAUCGGCGAUGCUCGCCCGGACGCGGUCCGCUCCGGCUGAGGCGUUCGCCCAGCCGCGCUACGAGGCGCAGAGCCUGGAGGGGAACAUCAUCUCCGCGGCGCAGAUCUCGGGCGAGCGGGCGCGGCCGGAGAAUGCCUUCGCGGCGGCGUACGAGGUGGGGGACAAGCUGGGCGUGGGCACGUACGGUGAGGUGUUCAAGGCCACGGAGCGGGCCACGGGGCGGCAGGUGGCGGUGAAGACAAUCAACAUGCGCGGCGUGCGGUGCAGCCCGCAGCGGGUGGCGCUGGAGGUGGCGAUGCUGAAGCGGCUGACGGACAACAAGAUGGUGGCGCAGUUCUACGACACAGUGGAGGAGGGGGACAAGCUGCACAUCGUGAUGGAGCUCUGCAGCGGCGGCGACCUGAGGGACUACGUCAAGGAUAAUGGCCCGCUGAACGAGUCUCAGGCUGCCAUGGUGGCGCACCAAGUGCUCCUGCUGCUGCGCGAGUUCCACGAGGCGCGAAUCGUGCACGGCGACGUGAAGCCCGCAAACUUCGUCAUCGCGAACAAGCUCAGCUACCAGCUGUUCAAGAGGGGCAUGAACUUCCUGCCGCGAGGGUGGCUGAAGGCCGUGGACUUCGGUUGCAGCCAGAACUGCGGAAAGGGUCGAAUUCAGCAGAAGCUCGGGACGCCCAGCCACUGGGCUCCAGAGGUGUUUGGCCAGACCUACCACCUCGAGGCGGACGUGUGGAGCACAGGGGUGUUGGUGUACGAGCUGCUUGCCGGCCGGCUGCCGUUUUUCACCAAGAAAGAAGAGCACAGAAUGCGUUCCGAACGGGACAUCCUCAAGGCCCUGAUGUUCAAGGAGGCGGACUUUGGGUGUGAGGAACUUAAGGGCGUCUCACCCGAGUGCCUCGACUUCCUGAAGCAGUUGUUGGUGAAAAACCACAACCACAGAAUGACCGUCGAACAGGCCCUUGAGCACAAGUGGAUGAAGAACCAUGUGCGCGCACACAAGAGCGCCGAGAAGGAGGUCGUGGAGGGUCUGCUGAAGAGGCAGAACUGGGGCGUGCCCGUCGCUUGCUGA
Molecule: messenger RNA, 1449 nt
Organism: Ostreobium quekettii
Lineage: Eukaryota; Viridiplantae; Chlorophyta; Ulvophyceae; Bryopsidales; Ostreobiaceae
Source: the annotation of a GenBank genome assembly